AUGGAUAAUUUUGUGGAGCGAUCCCCGCUCCCUCGCAUCGACGGCUGCCCCUUUUCCAUCCCAACAAGCCGGGGCUGGAGGGUUCAUUCCCUGGUUUUUGUCUCCCCGUGGUGUUUCCCCGCAGGAGAUCCGGCUCCUCCUCCACGGACCCCCCCGCCCCCCACCCCGAGGGAGCCGCGCUGGGACAGCACCACCCCGAGGGGAACCGGCCCCACUUCCAGCCCUUCUCCGGCGGGAGAGCCCGGAGCUGACGGGACAGCACCGGAGACAUCCACGCUGGGAGAGGGGACAGCCCCCCUGCCCAGCGCCCCCACGGACCAUGCCACAGCUUCCACGCAGACCUUGGCCUACUCCAUUGGGUUCCCAGCGCUCCUGCUCACCGGGAUCGUGGCCUGCUGCUGCUGGAGGAGGAGGAAAAUGCGCCCAGGCCGGGGCUACGACGUCACCCCCAGGGACAUUCCCAUGGUGGCUCCCCCCGGGAUCGAUCCCACGGGAUGAGUGCCCAAAGCCGGGAAAACCUUGGCAUGGCCGAGCCCCAGGGACGCUCCAGGAUGGCGGGGAAGGGCGGAGGAUUCCCUGAGCGCUGCCAUGGGCUCCGCGUGGAGCAGCCUCAUCCCGAGGGACGUGGGGCUGCUCAUCCCAGCCUGAAGCGUGGAAUCAUGAAUCCCAUGGAAUCCUGAAUCCUAUGGAAUCCUGAUUGCCAUGGAUCACACGGCUCCAGGUCCCACAGCCGAGGGUUCCACCCUCGGACACAGUUCCGGGAUCCUUUGGAAGCACUUCCAGCACCGAUCCAGGCUCCAGAUUCCUUAUCCCCCCCUGGCUCUGGCUGCUCCCACGGAUCCCAACCUGGAGCAAAUUCACUACAGGCCCUUCUCAAAGGCCAAGCUUAGGGAAUAUUCCAAGAAGAAUAUUUCCA
Molecule: messenger RNA, 916 nt
Organism: Myiozetetes cayanensis
Lineage: Eukaryota; Metazoa; Chordata; Aves; Passeriformes; Tyrannidae
Exons: 6
Coding region: 1-498 (165 amino acids)
Source: RefSeq, a predicted model, not a curated record